CCGCGGAUCUGUUUUUGCUUCAACAGUGUUUGGACGGAACAGACCCGGGGACUCCUCUUUCAUCUUCCCAUCCACCUUCCAGGUACAAGUUUCGGGACCAUCUUCUCGCCUAUCGCCUCCUUCCAGGACCGGACAACACCGUUCUUUUGUGGGUAGCUCCUUAUUGCUGAUCAGCCAUGACCUCUCAGAUUCGUCAGAAUUAUUCCACCGAGGUGGAGGCUGCUGUCAACCGCUUGGUGAACCUGCACCUGCGGGCCUCCUACACCUACCUCUCUCUGGGCUACUACUUUGACCGAGAUGAUGUGGCUCUGGAGGGCGUGGGCCACUUCUUCCGUGAGCUGGCGAAGGAGAAACGCGAGGGAGCCGAGCAUCUCCUGAAGAUGCAAAACCGGCGCGGCGGCCGUGUACUCUUUCAAGACGUGCAGAAACCAUCUGAAGAUGAGUGGGGUAAAACCUUGGACGCCAUGGAAGCUGCCCUAGCCCUGGAGAAGAACCUGAACCAAGCUCUUCUGGACCUUCAUGCCUUGGGCUCUGCCAAGACUGACCCCCAUAUCUGUGAUUUCCUGGAGAACCACUUCCUAGAUGAGGAGGUGAAGCUCAUCAAGAAGAUAGGUGACCACCUCACCAACCUCCGCAGGCUGGCGAGCCCCCAGGCUGGGCUGGGCGAGUACCUCUUUGAAAGGCUCACUCUUAAACAUGACUAGGAGGUCAGAGCCUGGCGGUCUCUGAGGGGCUCCUGCAUCACCCGGCGUAAGGGCUUUGCCUAACCCUCUCCCUCCAGCCACUAGGCAGCUUUCUCACCUUUCUGGAGCCCCCUCCCAAAUCUUGGACCAAAAGAAAAUAAACCCUUUUGCAGCA
Molecule: messenger RNA, 858 nt
Organism: Octodon degus (degu)
Lineage: Eukaryota; Metazoa; Chordata; Mammalia; Rodentia; Octodontidae
Gene: Ftl
Product: ferritin light chain
Exons: 4
Coding region: 177-704 (175 amino acids)
Biological process (GO): intracellular iron ion homeostasis; iron ion transport
Cellular component (GO): cytoplasm
Molecular function (GO): ferrous iron binding; ferric iron binding
Source: RefSeq, a predicted model, not a curated record